AGUAUACCAAUUUUAAGGGACCACAUGCCACUCUCGUAUUAUUCCCAUAUCGUGCUCUCAGCUUUCUUUCUUUUUCUGUGUCUCUCUCUCCCGAUGAAGAGUAAAAACCAGGGGCCUCUACUCUUAUUCAACCUCCAGCUUUCAAAUGACAGUCAAGCUUUGCUAUCUCCCCACAAUCCUUUUCGUGGCUAUCACCCCCUCAUUGCUCCAUGUUGUUGUGGUCAAAAGUCUUGGCACUGCCUCCACCAUUGCCAUCACGUAUAGUACUCCUACUGCCUGUGGUAUCGUCGCUGGGGAACCAACCCAACGAGUUCAGUGCUACCAAAAUGGUCAAGCCAUUUCCUUGCAACCGAAUAUUUCUUUUGAAGCUAUUUCUGGAGGCCUGAACUUCUUGUGUGGCCUCAGGUCUGGAGGCCUGGCUAUUCUAUGUUGGGAGACCGCUGCUAUAUCUCAUUUUUCAAGCUUGCAACCAAAGCGUAUAUACUACAGCAACACUGUCAGAUUGACUGAUCUAACAGUUGGAGAUGUUCAGGUUUGUGCUAGAGAGGUCAACUCUGGCAUGGUUAAGUGCUGGAGAGGAGUUGGGAGAGGUAAGUCUUCUUUUCCAUCACCUGGGGUGGCUUUAAAAUUUAGUACAAUCACAUCUGGUAGUGGCUUUACCUGUGGGAUUUUGAUGAAUAAUAGUAGAGUUCAUUGUUGGGGUAAUAGUGAUGUGGGAACUGAGAUUGAGAGACAGUUCGGCAAUUUGACUAUGUUAAACUUGGUUGCUGGAGAGUCUCAUGCUUGUGGAUUGGCUAGGAGUGGAGUUUUGGUCUGUAAAGGGAGCAAUGGUUCGGGACAAUUGGAUGCUCCUUUUAAUUCAACUUUUGAAUUUUCAGCACUUGCACUAGGAGCAAAUUUUACUUGUUCUAUUGAGCAAAGAAAUGGAUUAGUAAAAUGCUGGGGAGAAGCUAAUAAAUUUCAACUGGAUAGUUACAUAUCAGAAAAUGAUUCACUAGAUUUGAUUGUUGCUGGUUUGAAUUUCAUAUGUGGGCUUACAACAAGGAAUUUAUCGAUGAUUUGUUGGGGAAUGGGAUGGUCUAAUGCUCUUAGUCAUGGAGAUGAUCUUCCAUUAGGAACAAUAAUUCCAGGUUCCUGUGUUCAGUCUUCAUGCAGCACUUGUGGUAUGUAUCCAAAUUCUGAGACUUUAUGCGGUGGCUCUGGGAGUAUCUGCAAAUCAUGCCAGAUUGAACGCCCACUUGCAUUGCCAUUGCCACCGAUAACACCACCUCCAUCCGAAGAACUGCAACCAGUCCUUCAAGUGAAGUCAAGAAACAAGAUUUCUUUGGUUUUUCUGAUCGUCGGUUCUGUUGGUGCUUUAGCAGGGAUUGGCACUAUUGUUUAUUUCUUAAGCAUAUUUUUACAUAAAAGAUAUAGCAAUACUGUCCAACCGUCAACUACUGAUGUAAAUUUGAAUAUUGGUGCUUCAGUGAACAGCGAUUCUACUGCCCCACCUUUAAGAUUAUUUUCCAUUAGGAGUUAUGGCUCACGAAGGUUAGGACAGCAGAGAAACGGGUCAUCUUCCAGGCGUACAGAAAAGACACAGAAUUUUUCCCUAUCAGAGCUUCUUACUGCUACUAACAAUUUCUCAUUGGAAAACAAGAUUGGUUCAGGGAGCUUUGGCACUGUUUACAAAGGCGAACUUCCUGAUGGUCGUGAAGUGGCCAUUAAAAGAGGAGAAACUGGUAUGAAGAUGAGGAAACUCCAGGAGAAAGAAAUUGCAUUUGAUUCCGAACUAGCACUUUUAUCUCGGCUUCACCAUAAGCAUCUACUGGGGCUUAUAGGUUUCUGUGAAGAAAAUGAUGAAAGGCUUUUGGUCUAUGAGUACAUGAGCAACUGGUCUCUCCAUGAUCAUUUGCAUAGCAAGGAAAAUACUGAAAAGAGUAGCAGCAUUUUGAAUUCUUGGAAAAUGAGGAUCAAGAUUGCAUUAGACGCGGCUAGAGGAAUUGAGUAUCUGCACAACUAUGCAGUGCCACCUAUUAUUCAUAGAGACAUCAAGUCCUCCAAUAUUCUGCUUGAUGCAAAUUGGACAGCUAAAGUAUCUGAUUUUGGAUUAUCACUAAUGGAGCCAGAAUCUGAUCAAGAAUUCAUGUCAACCAGGGCAGCUGGGACAGUAGGAUAUAUUGAUCCUGAGUAUUAUGUAUUGAAUGUGUUAACAGCAAAAAGUGAUGUUUAUGGUUUAGGAGUGGUAUUAUUAGAACUUCUGACAGGAAAGAGGGCUGUGUUCAAGAAUGAUGAAGACGGUGUGGUCCCAAUGGGAGUUGUAGAGUACGCAACACCAUUGAUAGCAAAAGGGAUGCUGCAGAAUGUGCUGGAUAAAAGGGUGGGGCUACCGGAGAUGCAAGAGACUGAAGCAGUGGAGCUUAUGGCCUAUACUGCAAUGCAUUCUGUAAAUUUGGAGGGAAAGGAGAGGCCUAAUAUUAUUGACAUAGUUGCUAAUUUGGAAAGAGCACUGGCUCUCUGUGAAGAGGUCCGCACUAGUUGCUGUUCGACCACGUUCUCCAUUCCUUCAGAUUGAAUUGAAGUGUCCAUGCCAAAAGAAAAUCCAAGCAAUUUUUGUCGAGUUCCUUUCAAACUUUGAUUUCCACUUCCCUAUCUGGUUGACAUAAUACCCUCCAAAGUUUUAUUCUUUCUCCAAGUGCACACAAAACUACUAAAGUUACUCAUCACUAACAUGGAAGGCAUUUUCCUGGUAGUUGUUUUGUUCCUUUUCUUCUGGCUUAAAUCUUGAGGUUUCUUUUGCUAUCA
Messenger RNA from Populus trichocarpa (black cottonwood), 2787 nucleotides. RefSeq names its product putative serine/threonine-protein kinase-like protein CCR3. The transcript has a single exon. Gene Ontology annotation, molecular function: ATP binding; protein serine/threonine kinase activity. NCBI's taxonomy places the organism in Eukaryota, Viridiplantae, Streptophyta, Magnoliopsida, Malpighiales, Salicaceae. Bases 146 to 2557 code for a protein of 803 amino acids. Gene Ontology annotation, biological process: protein phosphorylation. The record is from RefSeq and is a predicted model, not a curated record.